UGGGCGGGGCCGAAGCACCCGGGUCCACUGCCCGCGGACCCGGGGGGUGGAGGCCACGCUGACGCCGGUGGGGCAGGACCGCGGGGAAGCGGCCUCGGAGGCCUGCGAACUCCCCGAGGACCGGCACUCCCCUCUGCGGGUGGGGCGCAGGGCGCUGAAGGGGACAGGAAAGUGAUGAAUGAAGCACGUUUGAUUUGGAUUCAGAAGCCUGAAACUCCUCGGCUUUGCCGUGUGCCAACCGUGUGAUCCCAGCUGCUCUAGUACCGUCUUCCACACACGAGGAAAUGAGAAAAAUACCAAACAAUGGGAACCUGAGGAUGACGAAGGUGGCGUACCCGCUGGGGCUGUUCGUGUGCCUGUUCAUCUACGUCGCCUACAUCAAGUGGCACUGGGCCUCCGCCACCCAGGCCUUUCUCGGCAUCCCCGAAGCGGCCACGGGGGCCCGGAGGGGCCAGCAGGCCCGCAGUCUGCCAGGGGCGGCCACCCACGGACCUGAGGUCUCCUAUGGCAUCAUGUUUGACGCGGGCAGCACCGGCACCCGUGUGCACGUCUUCCAGUUCAGCCGGCAGCCUGGAGAAACUCCCACCUUGACCCAUGAAACCUUCAAAGCACUGAAGCCAGGUCUUUCUGCUUAUGCUGAUGACGUUGAAAAGAGCGCCCCGGGGAUCCAGGAGCUACUGGAUGUGGCCAAACAGGACAUCCCCUUUGACUUCUGGAAGGCCACCCCCUUGGUCCUCAAGGCCACAGCUGGUCUGCGCCUGCUGCCAGGAGAGAAGGCUCAGAAGUUGCUGCGGAAGGUGAAAGAAGUGUUUGAGGCGUCGCCAUUCCUCGUGGGGGACGACUGUGUUUCCAUCAUGAACGGGACUGACGAGGGUGUUUCCGCGUGGAUCACCGUGAACUUCUUAACAGGCAGCCUGAAGACCCCCGGGAGGGGCAGCGUGGGCAUGCUGGACCUAGGCGGGGGGUCGACCCAGAUCACCUUCCUCCCAAGACUAGAGGGAACCCUUCAAACCUCGCCACCCAGCUUCCUCACGUCCCUCCAGGUGUUUAACAGGACCUACAGGCUCUACUCCUACAGCUACCUGGGGCUUGGCUUGAUGUCGGCGAGACUGGCGGUACUGGGAGGCGAGGAGGGGAAGCCUGCUGAGGAUGGACAAGAGCUGGUCAGCCCCUGUCUGUCUACUGGUUUCAGAGGAGAGUGGACGCAUGCUGAAGUGACGUACAGGAUUGCAGGACAGGAGGCAGCGGGAAGCCUCUACCAGCUGUGCGCCCGCCGAGUGUCCGAGAUCCUCCGAAACAAAGUGCACAGGACAGAGGAAGUGAAGGACGUGGAAUUCUAUGCCUUUUCCUACUAUUACGACCUUGCCACAAACGUGGGCCUCAUAGAUGCAGAGAAGGGAGGCAGCCUUGUCGUUGAGGACUUUGAGAUAGCGGCCAAGUAUGUGUGCCGGACGGCGGAGACCCGGCCGCCACCCAGCCCCUUCCUGUGCCUGGACCUCACCUACGUCAGCUUGCUGCUCCAGGAGCUUGGCUUCCCAGGAGACAAAGUGCUGAAGCUGACCCGGAAGAUCGACAACGUGGAGACCAGCUGGGCUCUGGGCGCCACUUUUCAUUACAUCGACUCCCUGAGCAGACACAAGAGCCCCACCUCGUAGCCACUGAGUUGCCAGCCGUCCCCGCAGAAGCACAGGCUCUGCGAGAGCAGGCCCCUUUAGGCCCCCCGACUUGUGGGAUGGGGGCCACAGCACCAGCCGGGACCCUCCUCCCCACGGCCGCACACACCAACCCCUGGGUGCGCUGGAACGCAGCCCAGGCUUUGGCUCCAGGUGGACGGUGUCCAGACAGGGCAGGGGGCGCAGGCUGAGGCCAGGGCGGCCCCUCGGCCAUCCACACUGUCCCAUCUCAGGCCUGGGGUGGGUGUGACAUGCAUCCCAUGACAGGAGUCUUGUUUUGUGCUGCUCUCCAGCAGGCGUCCCCCCAAGCCAGUGGGCCUGGUGUCCCCGGGGGUGUGGACUGGGACGUCAUCCAGAAGCCGCGUCCUCAGGGGGCUCAGGCUCAGCUGCCAGGUUGGCACUGAGCAUGGGAUGGGGGCUGGAGGGGAUGCCUCUCCAUGGCCCACCUGCCCAGGCUCCUCGAGUGGCCUAAAUGUGAGUGUGUGCUGCUGUGAAGAGUGUGUGUGUGUCUGUGUGGUGUCAAGCACUCGCACAGAAGCUGUGUCCUGAGCCGUGUGUGUGUGUGUAUGUGUGUGUCUGAAUGUGAGUGUGCACUGCUGUGAAGAGUGUGUGUGUGUCUAUGUGUGACGUCUGUGUGGUGCCAAGCACUUGCGCAGAAUCUGUGUCCUGAGCCAUGCAUGUGUGUGUGUGUGUGUGUGUGUGUGUGUGUGAGUGAGUGUGAGUGUGUGUGAGUGAGAGUGACGUCUGUGUGGUGCCGAGUGCUCACACAGAAGCUGUGUGCUGAGCCCAAUGGAUGUAUCGCUGCCUGAGCCAUUGGCCGCCAAGCAGUGUCCACCCGGCCACAGCCCCGGAUCCACCCUCUGGCGGCCGAGCCCUCACAGGGUGCUGGCCGAGCCAGGCACAGGGCUCUGUCGGCCCCAGGCCCACAGCUGCUCCUGUGGUGAAUGUACAGUUUUUGAAAUAAGCUGAACCUCAUGUGUUCCACGUGAAAUAAAGGGUUUUCCAGGGUU
Capra hircus (goat) is the source of this 2683-nucleotide messenger RNA. RefSeq names its product ectonucleoside triphosphate diphosphohydrolase 6 (putative) (gene ENTPD6). Gene Ontology annotation, cellular component: membrane; Golgi apparatus. Bases 285 to 1655 code for a protein of 456 amino acids. Lineage: Eukaryota; Metazoa; Chordata; Mammalia; Artiodactyla; Bovidae. The record is from RefSeq and is a predicted model, not a curated record. Gene Ontology annotation, biological process: nucleoside diphosphate catabolic process. The transcript has 15 exons. Gene Ontology annotation, molecular function: GDP phosphatase activity; UDP phosphatase activity.